GAGAUCUGCAGAUUGUAAAUUAUACAAGCAGCCACAAAGAAAGAAGAAACCAAGGGUAGUUGUUGAGGUGAGAUUCUGCAUUUCCUGUUGGGAUUUGCAGAUCUACGUCACCUGUCCGGACAGAUCGAGGAUCUGUCCAGACAGUUACUAAUCUGUCUCAAAAAUUGAACCAGCUAUCCGGUCUGUCCGGACAGAACACUGACAGAUGCUCUUUUUGAGGCAAACCAUAUUUCGAUUAUCAUUUUUCCACUCUAAAUUUGUGUUUAAAAGAAACAGGUGCAAAUAUCGUUGCCUCAAUCCCAUUCCCAGGCCUACUAGGAAUAAACUCCACGACCCCAAUUCUACCCUUUCCCCGGAAAACUAAACCACUACCUUGUAUUGCAACUUUUUUUAGAGCAAGGGAGGUAUUUCAGGUAUAUUGUUUAUGUUUCACGGUUGUUUCUGGUGCUGUUUUCGGACCUGAAGUAGCAUCACAGUCAUUCUUACUAACAGAGCUUUGAUCUUCGACCCAUUAUUCUAUCCACCUCUUGCAAUCGAAAUAGAUAAAUGUCUAAACUCACAAUAAAUAGUAGUAGCUCAAAGUUCACUUUUUCUUUUUGUCGGGUUGAGCAUGAAGAUGCUGGCGAAAUGCCAAAUGCAGUCAUUAAAUUAUUAGCAGAGUUCUUACUUGAAAUUGCCUAGUCUUUGUCAUUAAAUUAUUAAUGCUUUUGAUUGGUUUAUUUUUUUUUUCAAUAAUGAGCUAAUCUUGCACCGUGACUCUGUCUUGAGUUUGAUUAACCAAGUUUUUUCUCCUUAAAAGGCUUGGUCUUUCACGGUGCCGGCCAUAGUUUUCCUUCCUCCGUAUCUUCUAGUUUUUGACUUUUGGAUUCAUAUACCCAUCCCCUUCUCACUUUCUCAGUCGUCACAGUAAUCUUCUCGGAGAGAGAUGGAUCCAGAUUCGAAUUCGGACCCUAACCCGGAAGCGAACGACCUGCCUAUUCUCUCCUAUCUCUUAUCGCAGCUCGACUCCAGCAAUCACGCAACUCUCUCUCCUCAACUCCAACAAUCACUAUUUUCCCGGUAUCCCCACUUGACCAAUCCAAAAGUGGUUGCUUCGAUAGCCGAAUUCCUCCCGAUUUCGGUGUCUCAAACCCAUUCCCACCUCCUCGCACUCGGGCCCCGACCCGAUCCAGAUGCCGUCUCUGCUGCCCGAUCGAAGAUCGACCAGGCUGAAGAAGUGCAAGGGACGUCCAGUGAGACUGGGAUAUAUAAAGCAAUCUUGAGAUUAGAGGAGCUGCACCAGGAGUACCAGAGGCAGUUGAAGGAAGCGGAGGAGAAGCUCGAUGGAGCUUAUAGGUCGGUCGUGCGGGAUCUGGAAAAUGAUAGUGAAGUGAACGAGGAGAUAAUUUCGGUCCUGAAGGAGGCAGAGAGCGGGGCCAUGGAGAGGGUGGAGCUCGCUGGGAGGCAGUUGCGAUUUCUUCCUGAGGCCUUUGGGAGGAUUCGUGGUUUGGUGGUUCUCAAUCUCUCUCGUAAUCAAUUAGAGGUCCUUCCUGAUUCAAUCGCUGGACUAAAGCAACUUGAGGAGCUUGAUGUUUCUUCAAAUUUUUUGGGAUCCCUUCCAGACUCUAUAGGAUUGUUGCUGAGCCUUAAAGUCCUCAAUGUUUCCGGAAACAAAUUAAAGUCUCUGCCUGAAAGCAUUGCUGGUUGCAGAUCAUUGGUAGAAUUGGAUGCAAGCUUUAACAACUUGGUGUGUUUGCCAUCUAAUAUCGGUUUUGGUCUGCCAAAUCUGGAAAGGCUCUCCAUCCAGCUGAAUAAGAUCCCACUCCUUCCACCAUCUAUAUGUGAAAUGAGGUCUUUGAGAUUUUUAGAUGUUCAUUUUAAUGAGCUUCGAGGUCUGCCACGUGCAAUAGGGCGAUUGACAAAUGUUGAGGUAUUGAACCUGAGCAGCAACUUCAACGACUUCAAAGAGCUACCAGAAACAAUUAGUGACCUAAUUAACCUAAGGGAGCUCGAUCUCAGCAACAACCAGAUCCGAGGUCUUCCAGACUCAUUUGGUAGGCUUGAAAAACUAACAAAACUCAACUUGGAUGAGAAUCCUCUUGUAAUUCCUCCAUUGGAGAUAGUGAACAGAGGAGUUGAGGCCGUCAGGGAGUUCAUGGUAAAAAGGUGGCAUGAUAUUGUAGCUGAAGAACAACAAAGGAGCAUGGUUGAGACAAACAUGCAACAAGGUCAGACUGGGUGGCUGGCGUGGGGCUCCUCGCUGGUGAAUGACUUUGUUUCUGGGGUUUCUCAAAGUGCUACAGGACUUCUCGGAGGAGGAAAAGCCCCUAGGGAUCCAUAUCUGGAUCAGCAGCUGUAAAUCUCCUGCAACCGAGCCUGGUUGCUAUCCCUGUGUGUACUCCUAGUUUACAUAUUCAGUUCAUACUGCUUUAGGUUUUAGGAUCUGUAAAUUAAGAGAGGUUUUCUCACAUAUUUGGAGAUAAAUUGUUCAACUUGUAUGCUAUUUUACCAUGUAAAAUAUGUUUUCCUCGAAGUCACUAUAA
Tripterygium wilfordii is the source of this 2522-nucleotide messenger RNA. RefSeq names its product plant intracellular Ras-group-related LRR protein 3. The record is from RefSeq and is a predicted model, not a curated record. Bases 926 to 2338 code for a protein of 470 amino acids. NCBI's taxonomy places the organism in Eukaryota, Viridiplantae, Streptophyta, Magnoliopsida, Celastrales, Celastraceae. The transcript has 3 exons. Gene Ontology annotation, molecular function: protein binding.